UUGUGUGUGACAGCUAUGCUGAAUCUGAAAUUCAAUUUAUCCAGAGAAUUAUCAAAGAGAUAUUAGGUACUGAAUUGAAUCGCACACAGUUAUUUGUUACUAAACAUCCAGUUGGAAUAGAUUCUCGUGUGGAUGCUAUAGAAUUGCUUCUAGAUAUGAAGUCAAAUGAUGUUCGCAUGGUAGGGAUUCAUGGUCUUGGAGGAAUAGGUAAGACUACAAUUGCAAAGGCUAUUUAUAACAAAAUCGCUAAUUGUUUUGAAUUGAGUUGCUUUCUAGAGGAUGUCAGAGAAAAGUGUGGAACAUAUGAUGGCAUAAUCAAACUACAAGAGAUGCUUCUUUCUAACAUAUCACAGGGCACAUAUGUAAAGGUAGACAGUGUACCCAAAGGAAUUAUUAUGAUAAAGAAAAGGCUUUGUCAUACAAGACUUCUUUUAAUUCUUGACAAUGUCGAUGAGUCAGAAAUGAUAGUAAAUUUGCUUGGAGAAUGUAAUUGGUUUGCUUUAGGAAGUAGAGUCAUUAUAACAACAAGAGACAAACAAGUGCUAACCACUCUUGGAAAAGAUCAUCAAAUUUAUGAGCUUAAGGAAUUGAAUCAAUCUGAAUCUCCUGAACUCUUCAACCUAUAUGCCUUCCAAAAAAUUGAACCUGAGAAAGAUUAUUUAGAAGUUGCAAAGCAAAUCAUACAUUACGCCAAUGGCCUUCCAUUAGCUCUUAAAAUAAUAGGUUCUGAUUUGUGUGGAAAAAGUGUAUGUGAAUGGAAAAGUGCAUUAGAAAAGUAUAAAAACAUCCCUCACGAAAAAAUUCAAGAAAAGCUCAAAAUAAGUUAUGACGGACUUGGAAAGACUGAAAAGGAUAUUUUUCUAGAUAUUGCAUGUUUCUUUAAGGGAUUCAAUAGGAGUUAUGUAGAGAGUAUAUUAGAAGCUUGCAAAUUAUAUCCGGGUUAUGGAAUUGGAAAACUUAUUGAUAAGUGUCUCAUAACUGUUGGUCAAUCUGGAAAUUUGUGGAUGCAUGACUUGCUUCAACAAAUGGGGAGAGAAAUUGUUCAACAAGAAUCAGAAGAGCUUGGAAAACAUAGUAGGGUAUGGUGUUUUGAGGAUGCUUAUGAAAUACUGACUACAAAUAUGGGAUCAAGUAAAAUUCGGGGCAUUAAGUGCUACUCACCUCAGCUGAUAACGAUGCCAAUAGAGGCUAAAGCUUUUGAAAAGAUGAAAUAUCUCAAAUUUCUUAUGGUUCAUAAUGUACGCAUUUGUGAAGAACUGACAUAUCUCCCUAACGGGUUAACUUUACUUCAAUGGCUUGAAUUUCCAUUUUCCUUGCCAUCCAAAUAUUAUCCUCAACAACUUGUUGCACUUGAGAUGCCAAGUAGUCAUAUUAGAUUGGAGACAACAUUCAAAUUGGGAAUCCAGUUAAAAUAUUUAAAAUAUAUUGAUUUCAACAGGUGUGAGUUCAUUACAGAAUUACCUGAGUUGUGUGCCCCAAACCUAGAAAAAAUGGAUCUUUCCUAUUGUCAGAAUUUAGUUAAGGUUCAUGAGUCUGUUGGAUUUCUUGAUAAGCUUAAGAUAUGGAAACUCCAAGGUUGUGGAAAACUUCAAAUUCUUCCAGACAACCUAAGGUUAAAAUCUCUUGAGGAGUUUCUUCUUAUAGACUGCUUAAGGCUUGAGAAGUUUCCUAAUAUUGAUCCAGAAAUGAAAUGUUUAAGGCAAUUAUAUUUACGUGGGACUGGUAUUCGAGAGUUGCCUUCAUCAAUCAAGUACCUCACUAGGCUUUGUAACUUAGACUUAAACGAUUGCAAAAACCUUAGUUAUCUUCCAGAUAACAUUUAUAAAUUACAACUUCUUACUAUACUAGGUAUUCACACUGCCAAAUUGAGACAGACGUCCGAUUAUUUGGAUGGCCUUUCGAGAAUUGGGUUUUUGAUGUUGGAUUUCUUGAGUUUCAGGGGCAAUAAAAAUAUAAUUGAAUUAGAUUUUUUGAUGAAACCCGAGUACUUCCCCGUAUUGAAAGAUCUAGAUCUAAGUGCAACUAAUAUUGUUAGCAUCCCAGAAAGCCUUGGCAGAUUUACUACAUUAGAGUACCUUGAUAUAAGACGUUGCAAGCAGCUUCGGGAAAUUCCAAGGCUUCCACAAUCUGUACAAAAUGUGGAUGUAAGCAAUAGCUGUUCGUUGAAUCCACAAUCCUCAAGCAGAUUAUUGAAUCAGAUUGGAGAGUUUUUAGGGAUUUUUCCAAAUAAAGGUUGCAAGGGAACAAGAAGCAGGAUAUUAACGGAUCCACAAACAUCAUCAACCGAAAUAUUGGAUAAGGUUCGUCACUAUCGCUCGUUUUUGCCUGACAUGGACUCUAAACCUGAAGAUGAUGAAUUUAUAAUUAGACUACCAGGAACUGAGAUUCCAAAGUGGUUGAACUUAAACCAUGAGAGUGAUGGAAAUGUCAUAUCAUUCUGGGUUGGUCGCACAUUUCCAAAUAUUUUUGAUGUUUGUUUUGCUUUUGGACCGGUGAAAUAUCCAUGGAUGUCUUCCUGUUAUGUUGACCUUUCCAUCAAUGGCUGUAAAAAAGAGAACCUUAGUUCAACUCCUACAAGUGAAUUCUCCGACCAUCUGUGGAUAUUUUCUUUAUCUAAUAACAAAAUGCAGAACCGAUUGAAUAAGUCAAACCCAUCUGAACAAAAUUACGUUGAGGUAACAUGUGAAAUGGAGGAUUGGGUUAAAAACCGUCCACGAAGGUGGGGGGUCCGUGUAGAGUGCAUCUGUUGUUCCCAAAAAUCUAAUGUUUUUCAGUUGCCGAGUCCAAGUUGUGGCACUGAUAUGGAUCAAUGGGCUUUCAAUAAUGGAGGAGAUUCUAGACAUCAGCCAAGAAGAAACCAUCGACCACCACCCUAUGCUAGACGUCCCCAAAAACACUACCUGUCCCACUUCGGAUGGCUUCGAAUCCGAUAUCGUCUCUGGAAACGGAGCUCUCGUCCAACCCGAAUUCCAACUACAACGCUCAAGUCCAGGGCUCUAAUAAGGGAAUUGGAAGAGAUAGAUCCCAGGUCUUUCAACAAUGGAGAAGAAGAUUCAGGGCUUUCAAUGGCCCACACUUUUGUCGAUGAUUGUUCCAACUCCAAGUUGUGUCCACCAUCAAAGUGGACAAGAAAAUCUUGAUUGAAUUCGAUGCCAAGUUAUGUUCAUAAGCUAGGAAGCACAGACAUGGACACAGGUACGACAUGGCGACAUGAACAAUUUCUGAAAAAUUAUAAUAUGAAACAGCUGGUAUGACACCGGUAUGACAUAGGCACGACGCGGAUACAACAUGGGUACGGCAUCCUAAAUGAAGUAUCCAUACUUCCUAUGUCAUAAGUAAAGUCCAAUCCUCACCCUACUUCUACAUUUAAAUGAGCAUAAAAUACAAUAUGUCUCUUGUAACUGAUGUGAUAAAAAAAAGGCUGUUAUCUGUAACAUGAAAAUAAAUAUUCCUUGACUUUGACAAGGCACAAAUUUAUUAGGUAAAAACUGGGAAUGUUGACCCUUAUCAUGGCAUGGAGUAUAUGUUUUCUAAGUUUUUGAAAUUACUUUUCCUACAUCCAGGCUUGGGCCAGGGCUGGUGAUACCGCAGUGAGGUAAUUGCUUUAAAAAAUGAUGCAAUGUGCAAGCAAUGCUUAUCUUGACAUCUAAGAAAGGUAUAAUUUGAUUUGCUGUUGGAAUUUGUCAUUAAAUUUUCACAUCAUGGGUCAUCCCUGGUUAUGCGUUUGACAGCCACUAUUUUAAUAAUGUAAUGGACUUAAUUAUUAGCUUAAUUGGCCACAAACAGACACAUAGUGAGUGUUUGCUUUGGACGUUUUGUUGCUGAAACGCGUUUGCGUUUUGGGCAUGGGACCCACGCUACAGUAAACGCGUCCCUUUUUUUUUUUUUUUUUUUUGUUUUCUCGCGUUUCAGAGUAAUCGGCUAUUGUUCAGCCGCAUAUGUUGACUUUGUUCACUGUGAACAGUGCAUUUAUGUACUGUUCACGGACCCACAAAUUCCACUUUUCACAAUUUUUUCAUUAAAAAUGGGUCCCAUAGCACUAUUCACACAUUUAAAAAAUAUUUCGCUACAGUGUUUUCAGUUUCAG
Messenger RNA from Quercus robur (English oak), 4087 nucleotides. RefSeq names its product disease resistance protein Roq1-like. The coding region runs from base 156 to 3140 and encodes 994 amino acids. The record is from RefSeq and is a predicted model, not a curated record. Gene Ontology annotation, biological process: defense response. Gene Ontology annotation, molecular function: ADP binding. The transcript has 6 exons. Lineage: Eukaryota; Viridiplantae; Streptophyta; Magnoliopsida; Fagales; Fagaceae.